Rodentolepis nana is the source of this 570-nucleotide messenger RNA. The record is from the annotation of a GenBank genome assembly. Lineage: Eukaryota; Metazoa; Platyhelminthes; Cestoda; Cyclophyllidea; Hymenolepididae.
AUGCUCGGCUUGAAAACAGGCAUCGUAUUUUUGCAGGAAAUUGAAUUGGAUAAAAAACGUGCUGUAGAGACUGGUAGCUCUAUACAUCCCUCUCAAAUAAAGAUAACAAUUUGUCGCAAUGAUACCAAACCAGUUAGAAACGGGGCCUAUGAAAUGCAAACUCAUAGAAACAGGUUUCAGGGUCGUCAGGGGCAUCGGUCAAGAGGUGGUGGCGUACAGCUCGAAUAUAAACUAUCGAAAAGUUUAUCACGUCUUUCUCAUGACUCGAGCCAUGCGGACUCCCAAUUGCAUCAACAUCAUCAGUUCCAACCCAAUCGUCAACAAGGUGGGAGAGGUGGACGUGGCGCCUCCUAUUCACGUGGUGGCGGUGGCGGUGGUUGUGGUGGCGAUGGCGGUGGUGGUUAUGGUGGCGGUGGCGGUGGUGGUGGUGGUGGCGGUGGAAACCUCACAUAUAAUUAUCCUCCAACCGAUUCCUUCAGACAUGUCGAAAUCGACAGGUACUCAAACAGGGGACAUGGGAAUCCUCAGCGCUACUCCCAACAUCAUAAUAUCCGCGGUUUCCAAGGUUAG